AUGAGAAUUCUAAUUACUUUAUUGUUUAUUCUAGAAUCUAUUUCAGGUGUAGAACAAUGUUAAUGUUCCAAUUUUACUCAACCUUAAUACUGUACAUCAUUUUAAGGAUGCUAUUGGAAUGGGAAAAAUUGUUAUCAACCAAAUUGCACAGAGAUUACAUAAUAAUCGAAAUGCAUAGCUCCUUUAUGUGCUUGGUAUUUGGAGAAAUGUCAUGAUGGAUAGUAGUGUAACUUUUACACAGAUAAACAAAUUUGCAAUCAAAUAUUUGGAUGUGUCGCAAAUGAUGGAUAUUGUCUUCCUUAUGAAGAUUGUAAUUUUCAAACCUAAGACAAGUGUAAUGGCAUAACUCCUACAGGAAUAUAAUGUUUUUGGAAUUCAUAAACUUAGAGUUGUCUUAAAUUUUAAACUUGCAAUAGAUUAUCAUUGGAUAAUAAUGAUUGCAAUUCUAUACCUUAUUGUAUAUAAAAGAAGAAAUAAUGUGAAAGUUUUAGUACCUUAAAAUGUUCUGAUAUGGAAAGUUAAUAUGAUUGUAGCAGAAUGGCAUCAUAUGAAUGUUCAUGGUAAAAUAAUCAAUGUGAAUCUGUUGCUUGUUCCACUUAUACAACUCCAUCAUCUUGCAGUGUUAAUUCUUGCACUUGGAAUGGAUCAACUUGUUUAUACUGCCCAGUAAGCAUUAUGUAUACAUAUUUUCUAGGUUGA
Messenger RNA from Paramecium tetraurelia, 699 nucleotides. RefSeq lists its product as uncharacterized. Lineage: Eukaryota; Ciliophora; Oligohymenophorea; Peniculida; Parameciidae. The record is from RefSeq and is a predicted model, not a curated record. The transcript is spliced from 2 exons.